Dinoponera quadriceps is the source of this 1284-nucleotide messenger RNA. Its product is annotated as prisilkin-39-like. Bases 1 to 1284 code for a protein of 427 amino acids. NCBI's taxonomy places the organism in Eukaryota, Metazoa, Arthropoda, Insecta, Hymenoptera, Formicidae. The record is from RefSeq and is a predicted model, not a curated record. The transcript is spliced from 3 exons.
AUGCUGCUAAGUGCAGUGAUAAUUUGUUGUAUCGUCAUUGUGAACGCAGAGUCAUCUCUCAACAGCUACUCUCUCACUGGCGAUAACAAUGGGUACGAUUACGGUAGCACCGAUUACAAUAACGCCGACUACAGUAGCACCGUAGUCGCUAAUAACGGAUACUUAGGAUCCAAGGAUAGCUACUUAAAUGGUGGAAAUUUUUACAAUGACAGAGAUACCGGUUACAAAUUAUCCAAUCACGUCGGUAGCCAUUCGUUGAUUAACGGCGGUAAUCAAGGUAAUAUAGGGAGUGACAUGGCAAGCAGUUACAGCAAGUAUCCCACGAACGAUCACGGAAGCGAUUACUCUGGCUAUUCCAAAACUUACGAGAAUCCCGACGGUGACUCUUACUCCUUAUCGAAUCACGCAGCGUCUAACCCGUUCAAAGGAUAUUCCGGUUUCACCAGUAACGUAGAGCAUGGCUUUAAUGCGUAUUCGGGUGGUUCCGUUCAAAAGGACUCCGAUUUCGGCCAGUACACCGCUGGUAGUAACAGUAACAGUCAAAGAAUACCCGCCUACUCUGCACACAAUAAACCGACCAUGUUGGAAAAUUAUUCGGAGGAUACCGCCGAUAGCGACGUACGUGCGCAAGGAUAUCACGGUUUCUCCGGCAUUUCGAGCUACUCCGAGAGUGAUCACAUCUACCCCCCUUAUCCGCCAGCUGGCGAGUAUCCGUUUGGAAAGCAGAAAGACGGCCUGUACAGUAACUUGAAAGGUGGGAACAAGUACAACGAUAUCCACUCGAUGUCGACCGCGACGCGUUACACGCGUGGAAAUGCGGGACACUCGAGCCAUAAUCAUGGUGCUUCAUCGCUGUACCUGUCCAGUUCCGGGCCGAGCGGCCACUUAUCCAAGACGCACGGCUCCGGUGUCUACUACUCCACGGGGAAACCGUAUAAAUACGGUUACAAGUACUCGUCUCGCUACGCUCCGAAUAGCGGCAUAACGUAUCUGACGCGGGAGCGAGACAGUCAUUAUACUCCGUACGGCAAGGGUAGUGGAAAAGUCAUAAUAAUUAAGGAUAGCAGACCGAGUUACGCGAAUAUGUACUCCGACUCGCCCUACAUCGGCGCUCCCGGUGGUUACAGAAGCAAGAGCAGCGGUUUCAUGAGCGCUUAUUCCUCUUCGCCGAAUUUUGACAGAUACGGCGGCACCAGUAGUAAUUACGACGACGGCUCCAUCAUCCCUAGGCGAUUCAGGGCGAGCGGUGGGCCCAUGAUCUUGCAAAAGACUGUCUAUUCUUGA